AUGAUACUGAUUGCGUUGAGGAGCUUUUUCCUGGUGAUUGUCAUCCUGGGGUACAGUGCCGGGAUCUGGCGGCUUAUCGAUGACUAUUUUCGAAAUGAGUUUAAAACCUUUCUCGCGGAGGAGGUGAAAAAGAAUCAAUAUUUGCUGGUGGAUCCGGCGGUUAAGGUUAAAGAAGGGGCGGAAGCCAACGACCGAACUGUGAUGUCGGAGGUCAAACAAUCGCCCGGUUCGGUGGUGACCAGCAACCGACUGCUGGACGAACUGAUAGUCAGCUUUGGGCGAAUGUUUACCUCACGGAUCGGACCGUUGGGGUCGUCGAGUCGAGGAACCCAUCCGGCCGGCACUAGGUCAACCGAUGAGUCGAAGGCUAAGCGUGGUGUAAAAAUCGAUGAAACAGUGACCAACGACGGGGACGAGGGUGAUAAUGAGAUUUUACAAACUUCCUCGUCGCCCUCUGGCGACGAUGUUGGUGAUGGUGAAGCCAAGGACGAAUGGAUUAACUAUUGGAAGAGGAAACGGGGGAUGAGUGCCGGUGGUGAUGUCGAUAGUGGCCAUUGUGAAGUCAGUCCGUCAAUGGAUGCCGGUUGUGAACGGUCGUAGUUGAAUGGACCCUCCACCCCUCGUUAGCGAGGGGUGCGCUGCUGCAAAGUGUGCGAUAAAGUUAUAAACAGUGCUUAAUUGAAAAUGGCCUGAAUGAAGUUAAUCGUUGUUUAGCUGCGGUGAAAGUGCUUCAAAGGUUAAACUAUCCGGCUGAGUGAUGGGUUAUGGGAUGGACAAGUUUUACUAGCUCGAUAUUUGUUAUGAUGACAUUAUUCAGUGACUAAUUGGGUGGAGGAUGGCUGCCACGUUCAAUUAAUUUAGUUAGGUUAGGUUCUAGAAACUUUGAAUAAAUGUGAAAUGUUUCUAGUUUGAAAGUUCCGACUUAGUAACGAAUUAAGUAUAAUAAU
Topomyia yanbarensis is the source of this 947-nucleotide messenger RNA. RefSeq lists its product as uncharacterized. The record is from RefSeq and is a predicted model, not a curated record. The transcript has 2 exons. NCBI's taxonomy places the organism in Eukaryota, Metazoa, Arthropoda, Insecta, Diptera, Culicidae. Bases 1 to 600 code for a protein of 199 amino acids.